CAGCUUCACAGAGAUAAAUAAGUUUUACAAUUAGAAUUCAUACGUUUAAAGUGUAUACGUUUGUCUAUAAUAUGCAAGGAAAAACUCCCUGAGGCCUAAUGAGAAAGAAACCUUGAGAGGAACCUGUCUGGAUCUGGAUGUCACCGAAUUUCCAUUCAUUAUCAUUUUAUCAAAAUACAGAUUCUUUCUUUGCAUAUUCCAGUAAUGUUAGGAAUCAGAGCUCAGAGUCAGGGUGAAGGGCCUUGAACCUCCAACCUUCAGCACUAAACUACCACCUGAUCUUUAUUUACAUUUAUGACUUUUAGCAGACGCCCUUAUUGUUAUCUCAUUCAUGAGUAACUGUCCUAAGAAGGUUCUUCAGAAGUAUGUUUAACUUGAUAAAGAGGUGGACAGGGUGAAGAUGAUGAUGAUGAUGAUGAUGGAUAUAAUGUCCAAGGACCAUGGAAUGUAAUAUAAAAAAAUGUAUUAAAUGCAACAUAAAUGCCAAGAAUCACUUUCACCCAGAAGAUAGUGAGGACUGAGAAGGUGACCCUGGUGCUUUUAUUGUUUGUUGUUUUUUUCUCCAGUGGAGAAUGAGGAAGUGGAGGAUGAGGAAAAGAAACCCGGCAGCAGCUGCCACGUUACUGCACAAACACGCGCAGAGGGACACGAAGAGACCAGGAGGAGAACUGAUACACGUCGCGUCAACUUCCUUUUUUUGUGCUCAUGGACUGAGACGGCGUUUCUGCACUCGUGGAUCGCGCGUGCCCCGUUUGUCCACGCGGAAAACAGACCGAGCGCGCGCGUCAUUGCGCGUCGUGAAGUUACGCGCACGCACGCACACACGCACACAUACACACACGCACACACAGAGUGCAUAUGGCGAUGUGGAUCCUCCAGCUGCUGCCCCUCUGCCUGUGGGUCUCCAUGCCCACGCCAGCUUACGGAAGAGAGUGCAGGCUUGAGCUCAAAAAGGCGGACUGCAGCCACAUGAACUUGAAGACCAUCCCUCAAGACCUGCCCGAGGACAUCCGCGUCCUGGACGUGUCCCAUAACCGGCUGGUGGAGCUCAUACCCCAGUCUCUGACCCGAUACCGAGAUCUGGAGCAGCUCGAUGGCAGCUACAACAGCCUGAAGUUGUUACCGGCGGCCCUGUGCCAGGUCGUGCCCGCGCUCUGGCGCCUCACGCUGCGUCACAACGAAGUGCGUCUGCUGCAAAACCUGCGGAACUGCACGCACCUCACACACCUGGACCUGUCCGACAACAGGCUCAGACUGGAGGGAGAACCCUUCUCAGGGACAGAGAAUUUGACUUGGCUGGACAUAUCCCGAAACAAGCUGACCUCCGCUCGCCUGGGGUCCCGUCCACAGCUUCCCAGCCUGAAGACCCUCCUCCUCUCUGGCAACGACAUCGCAGAUCUGAAGAAGGACGACUUGAAUUUUCUCAGCGAGUCCUCGUCGUUCCGGACGCUGGCUCUUUCUUUUCUGCCUCUGAAGAAGGUGGAACACGGCUGCUUCAAGCCCAUUGCUGGUUUGCAAGACCUCGUGCUGGACGGUUGUAAACUCAACCCCACCUUUAUUUCCAACCUCUGCGAGGAGCUGUCAGACACCUCUUUGAGAAACCUGUCUAUCCAAAAUACUCAGCAGGUCAUGCUGACUAACAGCACCUUCAAAGGCCUUGGAAAGACCAACCUCACUAUUCUGGAUCUCUCGAACAACAAGUUAGCCAGAAUUAGAGAUGGUUCCUUUCAGUGGUUUCCCAUGCUGGAGUACCUGUCUUUAGAGCAAAACAUCAUAAAACAAUUGACUAAAGGAACCUUCUUGGGACUGAAAAGUCUGAGGAAACUCAACCUACAGAUGGCGCUAGUUAAAAGUCAUACAUCUCCACUUCCUGUCAUAGACGACUUCUCUUUCCAGCCACUGGUCAAGCUGGAAUAUCUGAACAUGGAGAGGACAGCGUUCAGAGAGAUCCCCAAGAAUAUAUUUGAUGGUCUUUUGUGUCUCAGGGAGCUGAACAUGGGUUGGAGCAGUACAGGAAUAAAGAUGAUCAGCAAUACCACCUUUGCAUCCUUAAAAGGAUCUCUGUUUCUUCAGACACUCAAUCUUACAGGUAUGGGCAUCAAGAGCCUCGGCCCGGGAGCCUUUUCAAGCUUGGGCAACCUCAAGGUUCUUGUUCUAAGCCAUAACUUCAUCAAGCAGCAGCUGAUGGGGGAGGAGUUUCAGGGUCUCAACAGUAUCAGGGAAAUCCAUUUGUCAUUCAACCAGCAGAUGAUCACUUUAUUGUCUACGUCGUUCAUCAACAUACCCACACUAAGGAUUCUGAUGCUCGGGCAUGCCCUGACCUCCAAUUUGGACAUGGAACCAUCUCCAUUUAGACCGCUAGCUAACCUGACGGUGUUGGAUCUCAGUAAUAAUAACAUCGCAAACAUAGGACACGGCUUGCUGGAUGGGCUACACCAUCUCAGCGUGCUAAAAAUGCAGCACAAUAAUUUAGCCAGAGUGUGGAAAAAUGCUAAUCCCGGGGGUCCCGUGCUGUUCUUUCGCGACGCUCAGAACCUCACACUUCUUCAGUUGGACUACAAUGGUUUUGAUGAGAUUCCAACGUCAGCCUUCCGAAGCCUCUCGCAGUUAAUAUACUUGAGUCUUAUUGGGAAUCUUCUGAAUUUCCUGCACAACUCUAUUUUUGACGACCUGAAGUCUUUACGCUUUCUGUGGCUGCAGAAGAACCUUUUGACCUCGGUGCGUCGGGAGACGUUCGGUGUGCCGCUGUCCAACCUGUCCGAGCUUUUCAUGGACCAUAAUCCCUUUGAUUGCACGUGCGAGAGUAUACUAUGGUUUUACAACUGGCUCAAUAGCACCAACACGAGCGUUCCCGACCGUGCCAAAAGCUACAUCUGCAACACUCCGUCCAUGUACUUCAACCGCUCUGUGUUGGACUUCAAUCCAGAGUCUUGCAAGGACCUGGUACCCUUCGAGGUUUUAUUUGUAAUCACUACCACCUUAGUACUCUGUCUAAUGGUUGUAGCAUUUCUCCUGCACUUCCAGGGCUGGAGAAUUAAAUUCUACUGGAACAUUGUAGUCAAUCUCACCCUAGAUAUAAACGACUCCCCCUAUAAAAGGUUAGCCGAGUGCAGAUACGAAUAUAAAGCCUACAUCGUCCAUGCUCAGGAGGAUAAACUUUGGGUGGAGCGAAGCUUGCUUCCUCUGGAGGACAAGGAGUUUAAGUUCUACUUGGAGGACCGGGACGCAUUGGCAGGCAGUUCUACCUUAGAAAGCAUUGUAGGCAACAUGAGAAUGUCCCGGAAAAUAAUUUUUGUUGUCACAGAGGCGCUUUUGAAUGACCCCUGGUGUAGACAAUUUAAAGUCCACCACGCCCUUCACCAGGUCAUAGAAGAAAACCGAGACUCGCUGGUUCUGAUCUUCCUGGAGGAUGUUGCAGAUUACCGCUUGACUCAGUCGCUCAUGUUGCGCAAAGGCAUGCUAAAGCGCCGCUGCAUUGUCCAGUGGCCUUUGCAAAAAGAGCGCAUCCCGGCUUUCCGCCAGGAGCUGCAGCUAGCGUUAGCCUCAAGCAACCGGGUCAACUGAAGCCUGCUAUCUGGAAAAACAGAGCCUGGAUUACUUAAUGCUAGCCUCAAGAAAGACUUUAUUAAAGCUUGAAGCUUAAAGGUUUGUUAGCUUGACGUUGAAUUGUUAAGCUAGCAGGCUACAGAGUGUUCGCAGAUACCAAUAGCUAGUUUUUGACGAAUGCUAGUUUCUAAAAAAAAGUGGUAAGCUAAGCCGUUUUAAACUGACAGGACCACGUCGAGUCAAAUUUGAAGACUGUGUUAGAGCAAGCUAGCGAUAAUUAGGAACAUUCAGGACAUACCAUUAGCAAUUAUCUUGAUUUAAUGGAAGCUACGCUUCUGAGAGACUCGCGUAUGAACAGACGAAAGUUUUGCACUAUGAAGAGCUGAAUAUUUGUAACUGAUGAUAUUUUUUUUGUGGUGUUCAACUUUUAUCAAAACCUUUCAUUACUAAUCUGUGUGUAAAUUAGUGAGUCGUUCAUGAACCAUUUGUUCAUUUUUGAACGAGUCUUUAAUGUGACUCAGAUGAACGAGUCGUCUUAAAGAGUGAUUCAUUCAAAUCUCCAUAGUUAUGAACAGGAAAAAUAAUUCUUCCUGGUCUUUCAAUACGUGACUCCCAGAGACGCUAUGAAGUUUAUUACACAGGAAACAGAAUUGAGUCAUUGAUCUCAUGAGUCUUCUGGUCCGAGUCAUUUGUUCUUUUGUCACGUGACUCCCAUAUACGCUACCACACAAAUCAAUAGAUCAGGUUUUUCUGAUUUUCAUCAUUAUUGUUACAAUAAUUAUCACGUGAUGAAAGAACUAACGACACAAACCAGAGGAUAUGAGAGGAGAGGCUUCUCAUUGUGUUUAUCAUCUUCUUCUUUCGGCUUCUCCCAUUAGGGGGCGCCACAGCGGAUCAUCUGUCUCCAUACCCCCCUGUCCUCUACAUCUGCCUCUUUCAACCCAACUACCUGCAUGUCUUCCUUCACCACAU
Messenger RNA from Silurus meridionalis, 4518 nucleotides. RefSeq names its product toll-like receptor 3 (gene tlr3). The transcript has 4 exons. The record is from RefSeq and is a predicted model, not a curated record. Lineage: Eukaryota; Metazoa; Chordata; Actinopteri; Siluriformes; Siluridae. Gene Ontology annotation, biological process: inflammatory response; immune response; toll-like receptor signaling pathway. Bases 859 to 3564 code for a protein of 901 amino acids. Gene Ontology annotation, cellular component: membrane. Gene Ontology annotation, molecular function: protein binding; transmembrane signaling receptor activity.